Messenger RNA from Archocentrus centrarchus (flier cichlid), 1321 nucleotides. RefSeq lists its product as uncharacterized. The record is from RefSeq and is a predicted model, not a curated record. Lineage: Eukaryota; Metazoa; Chordata; Actinopteri; Cichliformes; Cichlidae. Bases 64 to 1053 code for a protein of 329 amino acids. The transcript is spliced from 5 exons.
UAUCCGGCUCUCGGGACUUUAUAGUGACUUUCUGGUCUACAUCCUCCUCCAUCUACUGUAAGCAUGGAGACGAAAAAGAACAGCAGGGGAUAUAAGGAAUAUUUUGUGAAGGGUAAGCACUUAAAGCUGAAGAAGCUGAAACGGGAGGCUCGAAUUUUGGACAAGAAAAGGAAAAGGUACCUUUUCAAAGACAGCAUCCCUCCAUACCCCCGCCCGGAGUUUCACGUGUCCCACCUGCAACAUGACACUGACCGCGGUUCACUGUGUUGGAUCCAUGAGGAUGGAGGCUUCAAGGAUCCACACGGAGGCUCCGAGGAGCCACCCCUGGUGUGGUGGAGCCUGGCUGUGGGACCUGCGGAGGUGCAGUCUGCAGAGACGAGGCUCCUGGAGCAGACCUUCCCAUCCCGGACCAAGAAGCAGGUUCGGAUGCAGCAGAACUUCCUGGAGGAGUUUGCCACCUCUCCAGCCUUCAGUGAGAAGUCCAGGUAUGGCUCAUACCGCUUCACCUUCGCGCUGGAGGAGGUGCUGAAGGCCUACAGGGAGCAGUUUUGCUCUGGUGCCCCACCCGUCUUGCGGGUGUUCAAGACGUGCCUGUACAAACAGGAAGUGGUGUAUGCUGUGCUGGUCCACAGCCCGGAUAAUAACGAGCUCUUCUCAGAUUAUCCUGAGCUGCCUGAUGAUGACCUGAACGCCGUCUGUGCUUACAGACGAGACCAGAACAUCUUCAUCUGGAGGCCCGAGGCCAUGUGUGGAACACACUGGUAUGAGUUGAUCGAAGAACCUGAGAAAAAAUGGAUGCAUGCUUGUGGGCCGUUUGAGUAUCCCGAGUAUUAUGUUUGGGAUCAUGUCGCAAUCGCCCUGCAUGUGGAGAAUGGAGAGGUGCUGAAGUUUGGAUCUGAUCAACUGAGGCAGAACCUCAAAUUCUGCGAGCCCGGCGACGUGACGAUCACGCCGAAAUUCUACUUUGAUAAUUUCAAGGAAGCUCAAGGCGUGAUCGAAAGUUUGUGGCCGGACUCUCCACUCGGUCUAGAUUUCGCAGCUCUCUGUCUUUAAGAGAAAAAACCCACAGCCGUAUUAAAUGGAGCCUGAAGACUGCCUGCAGCGAGACAACCCUCUACAUUUUAAGUUCUGGAAACAUCUAACCUUUUCCUUAUUUUUAAGAAUCCAAACACAUACAGUAGUGUGCAAAAGACUGCAGCCAGUCUUCAUUAUUUAUAUUUUACUUGGAAAAUAGAAAAAAGGUGCAGCAGUUUAUUGAAACAUAUGAAAGCAUAUAUGGAAAUACAGCAUAUAAGUCAAAAACACAGGUUUACAAUUCUAA